AUCGAGCAAUAAUUUCGAAAUAAACAAAAUUUUGGUUUUUCUGUCUUACUGAAUAUUUAACACCUAAAUAACAAAUAAUCUUAUGGCAGUAAAUGACAGAUGUUUCAGUCUAACUUGGGACUUCUAAAUAUCGUCACUAGAGAUCGAAUCCAUUAUCUUCAUUUUUUGAGAUUUCCAAUGGGUAAAGGACAAUCAAGUUAUGAUUUUGAAGUUCAACGCCGACGAAUUAUGAAAAUCUAUGAACGUGAUGUUAUUGAAUUAGAGAAAGCAGCUAAAACUUGUGGAUCAAAUAUUGAUCAUCUUCGUAGAACAAUUCAAGAAUGGCUUAAACAAUUAUAUGUUUGCACUCCAUCAAUUCUACUUCGAAUACGAAAAGAUCAAACAAGUUUAGAAUCUGAUGAAAACUCCAAACAAAAUUGUAUAUCCAUUUUACGACAAGGUAGUAUUCAACAUCAAAUUGAAAAUAAAACAGAAUUAGACCGAAGUAAAGUUGAUCAACUGUUGAACAUUGAUCAGAAACUUAUCAACAACAUUCGAAGAGAACUUUCAAAAAUGUCUGUUGUCGAGAAAAGUUUAAAUGUUAAAAUAUCAAAAUUUUUAAAUGAAAUUCAACAGUUUCAACAGUCUAUGAAUUGUGUUUUAAUCGAUGCAUCAUCAUCCGAGGAAAUACAUCAGUCACGUGUAAUAACACCGAAGAAAUGGCGUGAAUUUAUACGAAGACAUUAUGCAUUGAAAGAGAUUGACUUUUCAUCACCUGAAACUCCAUAUGAUUAUAAGUAGAGAUGUUUGUCGUAGCACAGUUUUUUCCUUUACUCCGCUUACAUAUAUAUAUUCAGUUGUGCAGGUAUACAAAGAAUAUCGUUUUUAGAUUAUUGGAAAAUAUUUGAAUAUUUUGCAAUCAAUAACUGUACAAAUUGUACUUAUAUUUAUUACUUAUGUAUACUAACUUAACGAUUGGGUAUGCUUAUAAUUAUUUUAGUGAAUUCCGUUCAUUAUUAGAGACAUAAAACUACUAUUUCGUUUACUGCAGUGGUAUAAUCCCAAUUUUCUGUCACGAACAUUUACAAGGAAAACGUUUGAUAAGUCUUUUCAAUAUAUUUGAAAGUAACAAGGCGUGAAUACGUGGAUAUACUAAGAAUUUCAUGAAGAAAUUGUUAUUUCAUUGUCUACUGGUAUACAAACUUGUAGUAUGAGGC
Messenger RNA from Trichobilharzia regenti, 1196 nucleotides. Lineage: Eukaryota; Metazoa; Platyhelminthes; Trematoda; Strigeidida; Schistosomatidae. The record is from the annotation of a GenBank genome assembly.